CGCAUGGAUCCGAACUCCCCCAUGAACCACAUGAAACGGGAGUUCGUGAACAGCCUGCUGAAGUACAUCGCGGAACGCGACCACUUCGCGACCAGGGAGGACUACUGCCCGCUCAUAAAGCCAGACAUCCGCAGGAAGUACCAGCCGAUGAUGCACAGGAUAUUGAAGACGUUAACGGGCAACGCGCCGCUUACGAUCGAGGAGGCUGGCUCAGGGAAGACGCCCUUCAUGCGCAUCCUUGCCAUGACGACUGCGAGGCACAAUGCAGACGUCGCUGAUGAACGCCACCCAGGUCGUGUCAAGGCUGCCGUUCGGGCGUCCGCAGAGUUGGACUACUUCCGCGGGGAGGUCGGGGAGCCCUGGGCGCCCUGCGUCUUCGAUGACGGCGGCCUCGCAGAUCAGCGGCCUCGCGCCCUCAAGGCCGUCUUUGGCCCCGCGCAGGCUGAGGCGAUGACCCGCGCGCGCAGGAGGGCCACGAAGUUCGCGCGCGGCCAAGCGAGGCGGCUGGCGAAGUCGAAGCGUCGGAGCCAGCCAGGUUUCCUAGGUUCGGCUGCCAGGCUUGGCAGGGGCAACGAAUGCAAUUCGAGCGCUGAACCAAGCGGCGAGGAGUGGGGGUUCGCGGCGACGUCGCCCGAUGCUGCGCAGCGGACCGCUGCCAUCUUGUCGGGCAUGUUUCGGCCCGCCUUCCCAAUGGGCAUGUCCGAGCGCGACUUCGGGGCCAUGCUCGAGCGGUGCGUCGUCGCCCAAAAAACAAAGCGCCCGUUCUUCUUCAGGCCCGCUGGCAAGGGCUCGGUCGUUGAGAAGUUGCCCCUCGCGAGCAGCUACAUCGCGGCCGAUGCCGGCAAGAUCUCGACGCGGCCCCUCAAUCACAAGAAGCGCCGCGACCAGGGGGAGCACGACAGGCCCCUCGCCUUCGAGAAGGAAGAAACUUUCAAACUCAUGGCCGAGGCAGGCCAGUCGGGCGACGUCGGCGCCGCGCCCGAGGGCGACGACUUGGUCGGCCGCCGCGGCGGCGCCGACGCAGGGGCCGACGUCGCGGAGGAGGAGGGCGCGUUUGACUUCGGCGGCGGCAUGGGCGCGACCGAGUCGGCGCCGCCCAAAUGGCCAACGGCGGCGCGGAACGUCCGCGUGGACCAGCUUAUCGAGCGCCCGGCGGCGACGCCGAGCAGCCCAGUGGCGGCGCGGCCGAGCAGCCUGAUGUUCCAUAUCCCGUCGCCGCUAGCGCUCGGGCUCCACGGGGUGCUCAGAGAUCCCCAGGGCGAUCCGAAGUCGGAUGCAUUCGAACUAUUUCAGCGCCGGUUCAAGCGAGAGAAGGCCCGCAUGGCCAUGCGACCCGCGCCCAUGAAGAAGGCGAAGAAAGGCCCACUUGUCCGCAAGCCGAAGAACGCCCCUUACACGCGCCACGGGUCUGCGUCAGCCAGGCUACGUCUCGACCGAGCAGUCUGGUCACGGUGCUUGAAGGAUUCCGUGAACAUCGCGACCAAGCAGGUGAUUGACAAAUUGAAGAAAGGGGAACGCUUGGCGGACCAGGCGGCCGCGUUGUUCUGCGCCGUGGCCCAGCGCUCGCAGGUGGCAGAGGGCAUCUACUCCGCGCUGCGCGCAGCCCGCGCUAAGCACGCGAACGCCCGCGAGAAGCGCAUCGUCUUCGGCCAGGACAAGGGCGGCAGCGAGCUCGAGCGGGCGGGCGCGGAGGCGGACGAGAACCCCAUCAUCUGGGAGCAGCGGGGCUGCGUAGUUCAGCGCAGAAACCCCGGGCCCCUGGCCCUCUUCAGGCCGAAGCCAGAGAAGGAGAAGGCCAAGCGCAGGGCGCCUGGCCCCGGACCGACGCGGAAGAGGGACCGGGCACCCAAGGCGCCCAGGUGGCUGAAGCAUCGCCGCGCCAUCCUCCACGCGGACGGGGCGAGGCCGCGCUGGUUGAAGAUCGACGGCGCCCUGCGCGAUUGGGCGGCGCACAAGAAGAAGAAGAGGGCGAGGCUCGGCGGGAAGUGGGCGCGGGCGAAGCCCGCCUUUACAAAGGUUCGCCACCGCAACGUGCCAGACCAGAAAAAGCCUCGCGGGGCGAAGCGCUCGACCGCGCGCGGG
Molecule: messenger RNA, 2082 nt
Organism: Prorocentrum cordatum
Lineage: Eukaryota; Dinophyceae; Prorocentrales; Prorocentraceae
Source: the annotation of a GenBank genome assembly